Messenger RNA from Ooceraea biroi (clonal raider ant), 4778 nucleotides. It is a transcript of the gene Osbp, whose product is annotated as oxysterol binding protein. NCBI's taxonomy places the organism in Eukaryota, Metazoa, Arthropoda, Insecta, Hymenoptera, Formicidae. The record is from RefSeq and is a predicted model, not a curated record. Gene Ontology annotation, cellular component: cytosol; plasma membrane; perinuclear endoplasmic reticulum. Gene Ontology annotation, molecular function: sterol binding.
GUGCGAAGAAAGGAAGGUGUUCUCUCGCGUACAGCGUUCUGGCGGAAGAUAUCGCGCGUGCCGUGGCGGAUCCGUAUCGCGGCAGUAUCGUGAUCUGGCAAUCGCGCGGUAUCGCCGGUCGUGCGACGCGUCGCAACACACGUCGCACGUAGCGCACGUCCGAUCUCGGCGCGGACUUGUGUCGUAGCGCGCGCUCGCGUGUGGCCAGUAGUCGCACGAGUCGGGACGAGUCGCACCGUUUGGUCCCCGUAGGCCCCCCUUCCUCGAGGGAUUAUCAAAAUGGUGGCUGCACAACGCGGGUGAUGUGUAGGCAGACCUCGGCUCGCAUCGUGAUCGUUUCAGGGUGGCGCGAGGUACGCGAGCGUAAUUACGCGAGGCCGACAGCAUGGGCGACCCGAAGAGCCAACACGGCGCGCAGGAGAUGAAAGGCUGGCUCUUUAAAUGGACGAACUACCUGAAGGGUUAUCAGCGGAGAUGGUUCGUCCUGUCAAACGGCCUUCUGUCAUACUACAGGGCUGAACCAACAGGGGGGCCAAAGAUAUCAACGCGACGCAAGCGGAGGGCUGGCAGAGCCUCCGACUCCAGGCGACGGCGGGCCAUGCUCCUGAGACUGUCAGACGCGUCUCGGUUCCUAUGUUUCAGAAAUCCCGCGGAGAUGUCCCACACCUGCCGCGGCACGAUUUCCUUACACGGGGCCUUAAUACACACGGUGGACGCCUGCACCUUCGUCGUCAGCAACGGCGGCACACAGACCUUCCACAUCAAGGCGUCGACCGAGGUGGAGCGACAACAGUGGGUCACAGCCCUCGAGUUAGCUAAAGCCAAGGCUAUUCAAGCGAUGGAAUCUGAAGAAGAGGAGGAGGAAUAUCAAGAUAACGACAAUCAAAAUGUAGAAACCGCGUCUGUGAUUAAGGAUCUAACGCGACGAUUGGACGAUCUGCAAGCGUGCAAUGACUUGAUAUUUAAGCAGGGAACCGCGCUUCAACGAGCUUUAACCGAUUUGGAGAUGCUGGAGCCUCCGUCCUUCGAAUUAACGGCAAAAUUUAAAAUCGUCAGCGAGCGAGCCACGCUUUUCCGGAUUGCGGCGAAUGCCAUGGUGAACACGAGCAGCGAUUACUUACAACUAGCACAGCAGCAGGAGCCUAAAUGGAAGAAGAUGCUGCAGCACGAACGCGAUCAGAAGGUGCGAAUAGAAAAGAUGGUCGAGCAGUUGGCCAGGCAACAUUCCCACUUGGAGGAAGCUGCGCAACACGCGCUCCCUUCGGCGACACCUGCGGGAGGCCACAGACCAUCACAUCCAGCAGUCACAACGUCGCCAUCGGAGGAUGAGGAGGAUAAUGCUGAAUUUUACGAUGCGCAAGAAUCAGACACCUUCACUCUAACCAUACCUGGGGUGGCCACGAACAAUUCAAUUUCCCAUGCGAGAGAUCGCACCGACUCCCAAGGUAGCGACGAUGGCUCCAGCUCAGAGGGAGACCCGACGCCUCUACCCGUGUCCGAUUCCACUGGUGCCGAGUCGUUCCUCAUUGUGACCGAUUCUACAGCAGCGCAGACUCCGUCACCCGUCGCAACCACGGACACUCUGGACAAUAUAGCUUGGCAGACGAACAAUGGCAGCAACAGCACCAGGAUGACCGCCGUUUCCAAGAGGAAGCGGCGGACCAGGGUCCCCGACAAGCCAAAUUAUCCCCUGAAUUUGUGGAGCAUCAUGAAAAAUUGUAUCGGCAAGGAUCUGUCAAAAAUUCCCAUGCCGGUGAACUUCUCCGAGCCACUUAGCAUGCUUCAGCGACUGACGGAGGAUUACGAGUAUGCUGAUAUUCUUGACAGGGCCGCAGAAUGCUCCGACAGCUACGAACAGAUGGCUUACGUAGCCGCAUUUACUAUAUCCAGUUACUCCACAACCGCUGCUAGGACAGGGAAGCCUUUCAAUCCUCUUCUAGGCGAGACUUACGAGUGCGAUCGCACGGAUGAUCUUGGAUGGCGGGCUAUCUCGGAGCAGGUGUCUCAUCACCCACCCAUGGUAGCGCAGCACUGCGAGGGCAAGAAGUGGCGGUGUUGGCAGGAGUUUACGAUGGCGUCGAAAUUUCGCGGGAAAUACCUGCAGGUGAUUCCUCUGGGUACUGCGCAUCUGGAAUUCGACAGCGGUAAGCAGCACUACACGUGGCGCAAAGUCACCACUACGGUGCACAACAUCAUAGUCGGGAAGCUAUGGGUCGACCAGAGCGGCGACAUGGACAUCGUGAAUCACAAGGAGGGUAUCAAGUGCCAUUUAAAGUACAUACCGUACUCGUAUUUCUCGCGGGACAGCCAGCGCAAGGUGAAGGGAGUGGUCAUGAACUCGAACAAGGAGGUCAAGUGGGUGGUGCAGGGCACGUGGGACGCGAAGAUCGAGAUCGCGCCGGUGAUCAGCACGUCCGGCACGCCCGACAACCCGGUCUACAAGACGGGUCCUUACAUACUGGCCUGGAAGCGACGUAUGCCUACCGAGGAUUGCGAAAAAUAUUAUUCGUUCACGGAGCUGGCGUGUCAGCUGAACGAGCCAGAGGAGACUGUUGCUCCGACGGAUUCCCGGCUGAGGCCUGAUCAGCGAUUGAUGGAGGAUGGACGAUGGGACGAAGCUAAUGCGGAGAAACUGCGCUUAGAGGAGAAGCAAAGAGCUGCUAGACGAGCGCGCGAGCAUGACGCCGAAAAGGCUGCCGCGCAAGGAUUACUUUACGAGUCGUACGAGCCAUUGUGGUUCCGGAAGAAGCAGGAUCCGUACACAGACAGCCGUUGUUACGUUUUUAAUGGCGAGUACUGGGAUUACAAGAGCAGAGGUGACUGGUCGCGAAGUCCGAACAUAUUUUAGUAAUAUGGAUAUAUUCUAUUACGAUUAUGUGACUCGGUCACAUACACACACGCAGUGCUGAAGAGUUUCGGGAUCGUGUAAGAAGGGACGAUAGCCGUUACUAGAAGUCACGGGCGCUCGUGCUCGAGACUUAGAUGCUUAUAAAAUAACGUUGACGUGAUAGUGGGGUUGUUGUUAUGGGAUAUGGUUUAGCAAUUAAUUCUUCCAACGAGGUGGACAAAGUUGUUGGCACUCUGACAUGUACAAUAUGCAGUUUGUACUUGCGUGUCAUCGCCUUUGUUAUAAUUUCACUCUCCUACGCCUCUCGGCCUUCCCUUUCCUUUUUCUCGUAGCAUUCCUACCGUUCCUUUUGUCUCCUCUUCCUUUGAGAACGAUCAGCGCAUUUAAUCCAGUGCCUGAUUUAACCAGUGCGCUUGCAGUGCGUUUCUUUUUUAGAAUUUUGCAGAAUUAAUAUAAUAGCCGUUUCCUAAUUUUCUCGGUCAGGUUAAACACGUACAUUCGCACGUGUCGCAGCUGCGUAUUUCAAUUCCUCGAGGAUUGAUGCUCAAUUAUAUCAUCAGUCUGACGUGGGGCGUGAGUAAAGCUGAGAGAGCAAUAAUGAGACCGCGAGGAAUGUAAAAAAAGAAAAAGAACUACUUCUAUCACAUGAUUAUUAGAAAUUUAAGUAAAGCUCAAUGUUCUACCUUGUAGUAUAUUCAGUAUUCUCGAUUUAAUUCUUAGACGGAUACAAAUCCUAAUUUUUUUAGAAGCUAACCAGUGCUUACGUUCUACCGCAGUUAAUAGUGCCACCAGAUGUGCCGCGAGAAUUUCAUUUUGUAUUUUCGUUAUUUAAUUCCAUCGCUGGGGAUAACUCGCGUAGAUACAGAAGUGUGCAGUGAGGAGUGAAAUUAAUAAUCCGACGCUCGUCGCGAAUUAGUGUAAAAUUAACAGGUACAAUUACCAUUCUUGUUUUAUACGCAAAAAUUGUUUUUACAGGAAUAAAGGUAGAUUAGGAAUAGCAUUUUCAAAUAUCGGGGAAAAUUAAUGGAGUUUCGAUGCACGUUGGCGUGAUGCGUCCGCGAUUUUGUCCUAGCUUUCCCCAUCAUUGCACAUUCGCUGUUCGAUAUAGCGUUACUGGAUUGUGGGAGUCGAUCCCGGCAGUACCGCGCGAACUCGAGGGAGAUUGCUGUAUCUAUACAAGCACACGUACUCUUCGACGAUUACACGAUGAUUUUCGAUAUACAUGCGCAGUGACGACCAUUUGCUGAGGUUUUACACAAAAAUCGACGAUUGAUGCUUCCAACUCUAGCCAGCGUUAUUCUCGCAGAAGUCGCUAUCUCACACGAGUCGCGAAUUUUCCGCCGAAUUUUCAGCCACGAUGUUCCCCCCCGAACACCUUGCCGGAUCGCAACGCGAGAGUACGCACGACGCUGCUGCUCCACUGGAUAAAAUAAAAUAAAACGACGUUUCGCGUGGAAGUUGAAGGCUCCUAAACGUUGCUCCGCCCGAUUGUAGAAACUGGAGAUCGGGCCUCGAGUCCAACGACCGUUUCUUUUUCGAAACUAUGUUAUGUAGCAUAGAUAUACACUCACACAUUUACUUGUAAGCACGCGCCACUGAUUUGUAGCGAAUGAUUUGCGUAUGUACGUACGUAUGUAUGUAUGUCACGAUGUACAUAUAACAAUUAAUUGAAACGAGACCUAUUGUAUAUCCUUCUAACUUAUGAGCAGGCCGAUUCGAUCGUUAUAGGCCGUUCGAUUCGCGGAUUUACUAUCAGGAUACAGCUAUAUCCGGCUGUGUGUGUGUGUGUGUGUUUUCAGCCGCGCGCGAGAUUUUCGACGAUAAACCAAACGAAACGGCUAAGCUUGCAGCCAAUGCUUACGAUGAUUAUUUUACAUUAAGUCCUCUCUGGCUGUACUAUAAUUUUAAUAGUUUAUUAUUAUAAUCGAAA